UUAAAUUUUUUUAACCUGGCUUUUCGACUAUUUUGAACAUUUGUUGUAUGAUCUUACACUGAAAAAAUAUAUAUAUAUAGUGAGAUGUGGAUAUGUAUAAGAAAAACUUCAUUCUUUUUGGUGGUUGGUAGAGAUAAAACCUUGGGCACUUACUGCUUGUACUGUGUGUAGACAAACCUAGAAGUUCUUAUGGUUAAGAUACUCUAGUUGAGCUGAAGCGUUAUUUUUCAUUUACGGUAACUGGCAUUAGGCUCAAGAACUCAAGUUUCUUAGUAAAUGCUGGGCUUCCAGACCUGGCUUUCUUUGGCUGGCCUACUAGUUUGAAUUGCUACACAUAAUUAUUUGUCUUUUGGAUUUAAUAGUUGACCUUCGGAGAUUCAUCUGUCUUCAGUUAAAAAGAGAAAAAGACUUUUGUGUCACAUCAAAGAAUUGCAGAAUAAAAGUUGAAUGAAAUUAAGUUGAAGUACCUACAGACUAGAUAUCUACAACUAGAAGUGUGCUUAUAAUCCUUAGGAUAAGGGAUAUGAUUUCUGAAACUGAAGAUGUUUCAUUUAACUGAUCAAUCCAAGAAAAAAUAAAUAUUAAAGUUAAGUAAGUUAUAAAUCUAAAAUAAUCAAAAUUGGGUGACUUUUUAUUUUAGAAUCAUCUUAAACUCCAUUCAAGGAAGUUUAGGUACCAAAGAAAAAAAAUAGCUGUAAAAAGGAUUUAUCAAAAAGAAAUAAAUAAAUUGAAUCCAAAAGCCAAAUAUCUGCAUACAUUGGAUUAUGGUAUUGGUGAGAAUUUAUACCACCCAGAAUGGCUGUAAACUUCUCUACCUGGUUUUUGUUUGCUCUAUUCAUAAAUAAUACAAUUCUGUGAAUUCAAAAAGCCCUCUCACCCUGUAGUCAAGCUAGAGCAAAAAGCUUGUUACUAUCAGACUAUCUUGGUAAGCAUAUUGCUUAGCUUGAUAGGUUUUGUUUGUCUAAAAUUUUCAUUGUUUCUGCAUAAUUCGUACUUCAUAAGCGUAUCAAGUUUUAUGUGCCUUGCAUAUUUCAUGGUAUCCGAAAAGAAUUCUGACAGUGUGUGUGUGUGUAUGCAUUUCACAAUGCAUACAAAUUUUAUGUGCAUCAAUACGUGUUUUUUUCUGGCCUAAAUGUGUUGUUUCAUCAGUGUAAUGGGUGGCAAGGUUAUCAAAUGAUAAAAGAACAUUUUAAAUUAAACAAGGAACAGAAUCAAUUUUGGACCAUUCAUGUUAAUGCAGAAAAUUACUCAUGAGCAAGUAAACAAGAACGAUUGCAUUUUAAUUGCUCUAUACAGUCAGCUCUUGAUUAUCUAUGUUAAUGGAAUAGAAAUAGAAAUGGUGGUAACUGUAAUAUUAGAAUCAUUUAUAUUUUGGUUUGUGUAAGCAUUUUGUUCUUAACUUGAACCUAUCUGUGAGGAUUCUCUUAAUAAAAUGAGAUCCUUUAAUGGAGACUUACUAGGAAAAGGCAAGGGUGCUCUCUGUCUUGGAACCUGGAUAAAUUACCUAUUUCUCCCCAUUCCUCCUUGGGUGUCUUGGGACCACAACAUUAAAGUGGGCAUUAGCUUCAGGGUAGAUUUGGAUAAAAGGGUUGUUGGGCGUGGAAAAUUUGGUGUUUGGAUUCUUUGUAGUUGUUUUCUUUGUAUUAUUGUUCUCUCAAUAUCAAAUUAAAUUAUAAUUAAACUGCUGUUCAGACUCAACCUAACGGCCUAGAAAAUAUGAAGGCUUUUAGCCUGUGUUCAUUCCAGCCCCUUCAACCUUUAGUGACCUCUGUCUUAGGUCAUUGAAUCAUCCUCAAGAAAAUUAGUUAUACCUAACUUUUACACCACCUUUUUUAAAUAUCUAAUUUAAGCCAUGUUAGGGCUCAGUAAAUCUGAUUUUGUCCAUUAUUAAAGUGUUUUAAGUUGACCCAACUAUGUAUUACUUUGGCCGAAUUUGGGGGGUGUCUUAUUUGGCUUUAUUGCCUGCAAAUCGCCUUAAGUCAGUGAUUCGAAAGAAUGAUUCUGUGAAUCCCUAUUGAGUAGUUCCCUGUAGGCUCCUGUACACUUGAAUAGUUUUCAGACAAUAACUAUAUAGCAUGUUGAAACCUUUUGGAGUGCUCGUGAUAGCUAUGAGUUGGAAAUCACUCCUAGUCAGGUCUUCAUUCAGGUGAUUAAUUUCUCUUAAGUACAGUGUGGAAAACAGGUUGCGAUAAAAUGUUAAAAACAACUUAUUUCUGUACUUCAGUGGAAAUUCUAUCCCAGGAGAAAACCCUUAAAUAAGAUUCUGCCAGAGAAACAGCCGAGAAUUGGAAAGAAACAACAACAAACUCUUGAGUAGCCAAAAUAAAUUUCACAAGAUCAUGGACUUUUUGUGUAGGAGAUCCCAGGACCUUACUCUUAUGUAAGCACGUUUUAACAAGCAUAGUUACUUGUUUUCCCCCAGUGCAUUGCCAGUUAGAAGCAGAAAACUGGAAAGAGGGAGAGUUGCUGCUAGAGAUGGAUUUCAUGGUAACAGCAAGGAAAGAAAAGCUUUAAAAAAAGCAUAACCACUGGGCAUUGAGACAUUAUAGAACAAUGUCUGUCUGAGAUGGUGAAUGACAGGGUGUUUAAUGAUGCAAAUCUUCAGUAUCCUCAAAAUCAGCUAGAAUUUAACUUCGUUAAUGUUUUCAAUUUUGUUUCGUUUGCAUUUGUAAAUUGGUCAAUGUAAUAAAAAUAGGGACUCAGUAUGUGAGCGAUUUGGGUACCUUUGGGAGAAAGGAAGCUAAAUAGGCAAACCCAUUAAUGUUAUAAAUGCAGUUCUUUGAAAAAUAUCCACAAGCAAAUAUUACUAUAAUUUAUCUUUUAAGUGUUUUAAUUCAACAUAUUUAAGCAUAGACAUUUUAGAACUCUUUACCUCUUUUUUUAAAAAAAUUGUUAACAAUGACCUACCAAAUUCAAUUAUUGGCACAAUUUCAAUUUUAUUUGUAACCUACUUCAUGAAAUUCUGAGGAUUUGUGUUAGCUAUGAGUUGGAAAUGCUUUCUAAUAACGUCAUGCGUGAAUACUCAGACUUCUAAUGUCUUGCUCUGAUUUUAUGAUAUAAGAUUAGCUUUGUAGGAAUUCCUCCCUACUCCCUUCCCUCCUUGAAAGAACUCCUACAGACCCUGAGACAGAUCUUCCCUUACUCUUCAUACCACCACUGUUGACAGUUUCCAUCCCCAAGGCUCACCUCCUUCCUUCCAUUGUCCACUGUGGCUAAAAGCAAGGUCUGUCUGCAUGGGCACCAGCAUGAGAUGUGGUAAGAAUAUAUAUGAAGAGUGAGAAGAGAAGAAAUACUGCUUCAAAGGCAUCCUCUGGUAUUACGAUUCCAAAACCCCCAAAGCCUCCAGAUAAGCCGCUGAUGCCCUACAUGAGGUACAGCAGAAAGGUCUGGGACCAAGUAAAGGCUUCCAACCCUGACCUAAAGUUGUGGGAGAUUGGCAAGAUUAUUGGUGGCAUGUGGCGAGAUCUCACUGAUGAAGAAAAACAAGAAUAUUUAAACGAAUACGAAGCAGAAAAGAUAGAGUACAAUGAGUCUAUGAAGGCCUACCAUAACUCCCCCGCGUACCUCGCUUACAUCAAUGCAAAAAGCCGCGCCGAAGCCGCUCUAGAGGAAGAAAGUCGACAGAGGCAGUCUCGCAUGGAGAAAGGGGAGCCUUACAUGAGCAUCCAGCCUGCGGAAGAUCCGGACGAACAUCUCAUUCCAGAUUAUGAUGAUGGCUUUUCAAUGAAGCAUACAGCCACCGCCCGUUUCCAGAGGAACCACCGCCUCAUCAGUGAAAUCCUUAGUGAAAGUGUGGUGCCAGACGUUCGGUCAGUUGUCACAACAGCUAGAAUGCAGGUCCUCAAACGACAGGUCCAGUCCUUAAUGGUUCAUCAGCGAAAACUAGAAGCUGAACUUCUUCAAAUAGAGGAGCGACACCAGGAAAAGAAGAGGAAAUUCCUGGAAAGCACAGAUUCAUUUAACAAUGAACUUAAAAGGUUGUGUGGUUUAAAAAUAGAAGUGGAUAUGGAAAAAAUUGCAGCUGAAAUUGCCCAGGCAGAGGAACAGGCUCGCAAAAGGCAGGAGGAAAGGGAGAAGGAGGCAGCAGAGCAAGCUGAACGCAGUCAGAGCAGCAUUGUUCCUGAGGAAGAACAAGCCGCUAAUAAGACCGAAGAAAAGAAAGAAGCAGAGAACAUUCCAAUGGAGACAGAACUAACAGUGACGAAUGUGUGCUUGCAGAGGAGACACGCCUUGAAGAAACAACAGACAGUCAGCAGAAUGGUGACGAAGGCACACCUACUCCUGAGGACAAGGAGAGUGGACAGGAGGGGGUGGACAGUAUGGCCGAGGAAGGGACCAGUGACAGUAACACUGGCUCAGAGAGCAACAGCGCCACAGUGGAGGAGCCACCAACAGAUCCCAUACCAGAAGAUGAGAAAAAAGAAUAAAUGUUGCCUUGUUUUAUGUAUUCUAAAUCCUUUUUUAAAUGAAAAAAAAAAUGUUUUUGAGUUUUAAUGGUGUUAUGUGGUUUGUGUACUAAUAUUUUUCUUGUCCAUAUCACGCCACCCAAAGCUUUUGGACCAUAUAACAUCAUGAGCCAAAUGGCAUAGUCACCUUUCUUAAGUGGUGGUGAUGACGGUUUUCUUCCUUAGAUCUUGUUUCUACCCUUCACUGCUGAAAGCCUCGGAAUUUAGAUUAAUUGAGAAAAUGCCCAUUUUUGGAGAAUUUUCCUUUGAUGCUGCAGAAUCUACUCUUACAAAUGCCUUCCUACAGCUCACUGGGGUGCUUACCAAAGCCAUAGCUUUAAAUCUUCUCAGUCCCCUUCAACAGUUUCCUGAAAGUUCCCUUUCCUGUGUACUUCCACAAAGGUAGCUUCUUGAAAACGUAAUCAUGUAUGAGUAUAUGUUUGUUCACUUGCCCUUUUCAUUUGUAAUCAAUGUCAGAUAACCAAGAGUUGUGUUAAAGUGUUGAGUGUACCUGCAACUAUGCUUGGAUCGUAUUGAUCGAGAAAUAGUCUCCAUAGAGUAGUCACCAGCUUAUGAAAUAGUCAUUAAAGCAAACAUGGCACAUGUAUACUGUCCUGCUUUUUGUUAUAAUUAAUAUUGGGUACGCUUUGGUCAAUUCAUCCUUAUUGUACAAAAAAAAAAAAAAAAAAUACUUUUUUAUCAAGUUUUCCAAAGACAGAGUAGAUCACAAAGCUUAAGGAAUUGAAUAUUCUUGCAA
Myotis myotis is the source of this 5202-nucleotide messenger RNA. RefSeq names its product SWI/SNF related, matrix associated, actin dependent regulator of chromatin, subfamily e, member 1 (gene SMARCE1). Gene Ontology annotation, cellular component: SWI/SNF complex. Bases 3268 to 4494 code for a protein of 408 amino acids. Gene Ontology annotation, molecular function: nucleosomal DNA binding; nuclear receptor binding. The transcript is spliced from 8 exons. Lineage: Eukaryota; Metazoa; Chordata; Mammalia; Chiroptera; Vespertilionidae. Gene Ontology annotation, biological process: negative regulation of DNA-templated transcription. The record is from RefSeq and is a predicted model, not a curated record.